This is a messenger RNA of Oncorhynchus nerka (sockeye salmon), 2788 nucleotides long. Its product is annotated as homeobox protein Meis2-like. Lineage: Eukaryota; Metazoa; Chordata; Actinopteri; Salmoniformes; Salmonidae. Gene Ontology annotation, molecular function: RNA polymerase II cis-regulatory region sequence-specific DNA binding; DNA-binding transcription activator activity, RNA polymerase II-specific. Gene Ontology annotation, biological process: eye development; brain development; positive regulation of transcription by RNA polymerase II. The record is from RefSeq and is a predicted model, not a curated record. The coding region runs from base 519 to 1697 and encodes 392 amino acids. The transcript is spliced from 13 exons.
GAUCAGUGUAGCCAGUCUGUUCUAUAAGCGCGCUCACAGCCAACCUGCUAACAUUCGCUGACACCCUCACGUUUCAGAGCCGGAGGAAAUGGCCACGAGGACCGACGCAUCGAUAUAGUCUUUCUUAUUAGAUUUAAUUCAGAAGCUAUGCGUUGGAGGAAUAGAUUGCCUUCUGGAACUAAUAAUCUCUGUACACCGUAUUUAGAUUACCUUGACAACCGGUAUCAGUGAUUGACAGCAGGACCGAUACAUGCGAGUUGUUGAUGCGCUUAAAAAAACUUUUAUGAACCGAAGGUUCUACUUGGUCUUACCCGUUAUGGUGAUUUUUCCAUUUCGGCUAUUGCAAUAUUUUUUUUCUUGUUGAAAAAGACACAUCUUCACCUUGCUGCGGGUUUCUUCUUUAUUGCCACUGUGGAUUACAAUUCUCAACUGGAUGUAUAAACCAUCAACUUGAUACACCACCUUCUCUGCGGACUGACAUUCCCUGUGUCUUACCUUUUUAUCUCCAAGACAGGCGCAUGUCGAUGGCGCAAAGGUACGAUGAGCUGUCCCACUAUGGUGUUGGGAUGGACGGAGUUGGACUCCCGGCGUCCAUGUAUGGAGACCCGCAUGCUCCCCGGCCGCUUCCGCAAGUCCACCACUUGAACCAUGGUCCGACUGCACAUCCAACCCAGCACUAUGGAUCCCACGCACCCCACAACAUCAUGCCCAGCAUGGGCAGCGUGGUGAACGACGCAUUAAAAAGAGACAAAGAUCAAAUCUAUGGUCACCCGUUGUUCCCUCUGCUCGCCUUGGUGUUUGAGAAGUGUGAGUUGGCGACCUGCACGCCCAGGGAGCCUGGAGUAGCGGGUGGCGAUGUCUGCUCCUCAGACUCCUUCAACGAAGACAUCGCUGUCUUUGCAAAACAGAUACGGGCAGAAAAACCGUUAUUUUCAUCGAAUCAAGAGGUGGACAAUUUGAUGAUCCAAGCUAUUCAAGUAUUGCGAUUUCAUCUUUUAGAAUUAGAGAAGGUGCAUGAGCUCUGCGACAACUUCUGCCAUCGGUACAUCAGUUGUUUGAAAGGCAAAAUGCCCAUCGACUUGGUCAUAGACGAUCGAGAUGGCUGCAAAUCUGACUUAGAUGACCUGACGGGAUCUUCCACAAAUCUAGCAGAUCACAACCCAGCGUCCUGGAGAGACCUGGAUGAUGCCCACUCCACGCCCUCCGUGGGCACCCCGGGGCCCUCCAGCGGGGGCCACAUCUCCCAGAGUGGGGACAACAGCAGUGAACUCGGAGAUGGCCUCGACAACAGUCUGGCGUCGCCGGGUACAGGAGACGAGGAUGACCUGGACAAGAAGAGACAGAAGAAGAGAGGUAUCUUCCCCAAAGUGGCCACCAAUAUAAUGCGAGCGUGGCUCUUCCAGCACCUCACGCACCCCUACCCUUCAGAGGAACAGAAGAAGCAGCUAGCACAGGACACAGGCCUCACCAUCCUGCAAGUGAACAACUGGUUCAUCAACGCCAGGAGGAGAAUAGUACAGCCUAUGAUUGACCAGUCUAACAGAUCAGUGGGCCAGGGGACGGCAUACAGCCCUGAUGGGCAACCAAUGGGAGGCUUUGUCCUCGACGGACAGCAACACCUGGGGAUUCGGCCUGGCGGACCAAUGGGUGGAAUGGGAAUGAAUAUGGGGAUGGAUGGUCAGUGGCACUACAUGUAAACCCUGUCCAACCGAGGCAAGCCCGAAGAAGAAGAUGGAGAAGCCUCCAUGGUUUGCUCAGGGAAAAUCCUGCCGCUUGGUUCCAAUGAGCGUGUGACUCCGCCCCAGUCACACCUGUACCUGUCAUCUGACCACGCCCACCUCACCUCCCCACUGGAGCAUAGAGGACCACACCCACAUCUGCACAAACGCUGCCCACAUUGACCUUUAAUAACCCCACAGCCUGGAGGAAGACGAGGAUCUACUAAUAAACAACAACAAAAACAACAACAAUUUGCAGACAACAAUCUUCCAAAACAAAAAAAUACUUCUGUAUGAACAACGGAAGCUAAAAUGACCUCAACAACAUUUUGACACAUUUUUUGUUUUCUUUUUUAAAUUAUUUAUUUAUUUUUCUACAAUGGUGGACCAUAGGGACAAGAACUUUUUAGUCUUUGCCCGAGAUAUAUUGACACAGCCGGCACACACACACACUAACACACAUUCCCUCUCUCUCUCUCACACACACACACUCAAACAAAUACACACACUUCAUCUUAUGAACACACCAUUUGAAAACAACCACUGAGGAAUAUCUAAAAAAGAUUAUGAAGAGUUUUAAUAACUGUUGUGGUGUAUAGACUUGUGCUUUUUCAUUUGACUGUUUUAUCCAUGUUUGCGCUUUGUGAUCAUUAGUUUAUGGAGUGAGAGUUUAUCACUAAUCCUGUGUGCUGUGGAACAGAGAGAAAGAGAGCGAUUGCCUCAGAGUCUGCAGCCUGGAGCUUGUCUCAGAUACUGCAGACGGCAGCCACAUCCAGCUCCCAACAAAAAAACAAGCCCUCUUUUUAUUUGUAUUCUGAAUGAGGCCCAGAUGCUUUUAUUACCCAUGCACUGAAUGCAUUUCAUAUAUUUGUUAUUAUUCUGUUUUGAUUUGGAUUGUUCUGUGUUGUCCUGAAUUCAGACUAACGAGCUGAUGGAUUGACGUCAUACUGGUAAGGUGGAUCUUGGACCGACUUCCAUUUAGAUCAUGUUACAAUAGUUUUAUAGCACACAGGAAGAAGGAAAGGAUUUCUGCACUAAAGACCAAAAUAAAAACACAUUUUAAAACUUGA